Messenger RNA from Physella acuta, 3630 nucleotides. RefSeq names its product 116 kDa U5 small nuclear ribonucleoprotein component. Gene Ontology annotation, biological process: mRNA splicing, via spliceosome. The record is from RefSeq and is a predicted model, not a curated record. NCBI's taxonomy places the organism in Eukaryota, Metazoa, Mollusca, Gastropoda, Physidae. Gene Ontology annotation, molecular function: U5 snRNA binding; GTP binding; GTPase activity. Gene Ontology annotation, cellular component: cytosol; U4/U6 x U5 tri-snRNP complex; U2-type catalytic step 2 spliceosome.
CACCGAUCCGUCGUAAAUACGUAAAUAGCUAAAAAAGAUUGUUUUUAAUUUUAAGUUUGGACGAUUUAGGUCAUUUUAGAUCUGGAGACCAGACAGUAUUAUACAUUAUAGGCCCUACUGACAACAAAGAUGGAUGCAGAUCUGUAUGAUGAAUUUGGAAAUUAUAUUGGCCCAGAAUUAGACAGUGAUGAUGCAGAGGAAGAAGAAGAAGACCAAGAUGAUGAUGAUGAUGACUAUGCUGAUAGAGAUGAGGAAGAUGAUAUGGAUCAGGAUGAUGCAGAUCAUCAAGCUGAAAUGCAGGUUGUUCUUCAUGAAGAUAAAAAAUAUUACCCUACACCAGAAGAAGUGUAUGGACCCGAUGUUGAAACCAUCGUCCAGGAAGAAGACACUCAGCCUUUAACAGAGCCCAUUAUUGCACCUGUAAAAAAGAAGAAGUUCAGCAUGGUGGAACAAAAUUUACCAACUACAAUUUACAACAUGGAAUUUCUUGCUGACUUGAUGGAUUGCCCUAAUCUUGUUAGAAAUGUUACACUUUGUGGUCAUCUUCAUCAUGGCAAAACUUCAUUUGUAGAUUGCUUAAUGGAACAGACUCACCCAGAAAUUGUUGGUGAUUAUGAUUCUGAUAUGAGGUACACAGAUACUCUGUUUACUGAACAGGAGAGAGGUGUCAGCAUCAAAUCUACACCUGUGACACUAGUACUACCUGACACCAAAGCAAAAUCUUUUUUGCUCAAUAUCAUGGAUACACCAGGCCAUGUCAAUUUUUCUGAUGAAGUAACAGCAGCUUUUAGGCUGAGUGAUGGUGUUGUUGUUUUUAUAGAUGCAGCUGAAGGGAUGAUGUUAAACACUGAGCGCCUGAUCAAGCAUGCUAUGCAGGAAAGAUUGUCUAUGACAAUUUGCAUCAACAAAAUUGAUAGACUUGUGCUGGAACUAAAACUUCCACCAGCUGAUGCUUAUUUUAAACUUAGACAAAUUAUUGACGAAGUCAACGCCAUAAUCAGUCUCUAUGCUGAAGAUGAUCCAAAUCAAAUGGUUUCUCCACUGCUUGGCAACGUCUGUUUUGCUAGUUCAUACUAUAGAUUCUGCUUUACACUGAAGUCAUUUGCAAAUAUAUAUGCAGAGACAUAUGAGGGCAUUAAUGAUAAAGAAUUUGCAAGAAGACUGUGGGGUGACAUUUACUUCAACAGCAAGACGAGGAAGUUUUCUAAGAAACCACCAACUACUUCUUCUUCUAGAAGUUUUGUAGAGUUUAUCCUUGAGCCACUUUAUAAAAUAUUUUCGCAGAUUGUUGGGGAUGUAGAUGAAAGUCUUCCAAGAGUGUGUGAUGAGUUGGGAAUUCAUUUGUCGAAGGAAGAACAAAAACUGAAUAUAAGACCAUUGCUAAGACUCGUGUGUAGAAGAUUUUUUGGCGAUUUUACUGGUUUUGUAGACAUGUGUGUAGAGCACAUCCCAUCACCUGUAGAAAAUGCCAAAAGAAAAAUUGAACACAUCUACACAGGAGCAAUGGACUCUGAUUUGGCAGAAGAAAUGUUACAGUGUGAAGCUGAGGGACCUCUGAUGGUACAUACAACAAAACUUUAUCCCACUGAAGAUGGCACAAGUUUUCAUGUAUUUGGUAGGGUCAUGAGUGGGACCCUGUAUGCUAAUCAAGAAGUUCGUAUUCUGGGUGAAAACUAUACAUUACAGGAUGAAGAAGAUUCUAGGCUUGGUCAAGUUGGGCGACUUUGGAUUGCUGAAGCUAGGUACAAAAUUGAAGUCAGUAGAGUUUCCUGUGGUAACUGGAUUUUGAUUGAAGGUGUUGACCAGCCUAUCGUUAAGACAUCAACUAUUGUAGAUGUAUCCGGGCAUGAAGAGGUUUACAUAUUUCGACCUCUGAAGUUCAAUACUGCUAGUGUCAUUAAAAUAGCUGUUGAACCUGUCAACCCAUCAGAGUUGCCUAAAAUGUUGGAUGGCUUGCGUAAAGUAAACAAAAGUUACCCACUGCUCACUACUAAGGUUGAAGAAUCGGGGGAACAUGUUGUACUUGGUACUGGUGAAUUGUACUUGGAUUGUGUCAUGCAUGAUUUGCGUAGGAUGUAUUCAGAAAUAGACAUCAAAGUAGCGGAUCCUGUGGUUGCCUUCUGUGAGACAGUCGUGGAAACAUCAUCACUCAAGUGCUUUGCUGAGACUCCUAACAAAAAAAACAAAUUGACUAUGAUUGCUGAACCUCUGGAGAAAGGUCUUGCUGAAGAUAUUGAAAAUGAAGUUGUUCAAAUCACUUGGCCAAGAAAAAAGUUGGGUGAAUUUUUCCAGACAAAAUAUGAUUGGGAUUUGCUGGCAGCUCGUUCUAUUUGGGCUUUUGGUCCAGAUUCAACCGGGCCUAACAUUCUAGUAGAUGACACCCUGCCCUCUGAGGUUGACAAAAAUCUUUUGGUUACUGUGAAAGACAGUAUUGUACAGGGAUUCCAGUGGGCAACGCGUGAAGGACCGCUGUGUGAUGAACCCAUAAGAAACGUAAAAUUCAAGAUUCUGGAUGCUACAAUAGCUCAAGAGCCAAUACACAGAGGUGGAGGACAAAUCAUUCCUACAGCCAGAAGAGUUGCUUAUUCAGCUUUUCUUAUGGCUACACCUCGUAUGAUGGAACCUUAUUUAUUUGUGCAAGUUAUGGCACCUGCCGAUUGCGUAUCUGCUGUUUAUACUGUUCUGGCUAAAAGAAGAGGUCAUGUGACUCAAGACGCCCCAGUACCAGGUUCACCACUAUACACCAUAAAAGCUUUUCUCCCAGCAAUAGAUUCUUUUGGUUUUGAAACAGAUCUGAGAACUCAUACACAAGGCCAGGCAUUCUGUCUGUCUGUUUUCCACCAUUGGCAGAUUGUUCCUGGAGAUCCCCUUGAUAAAUCUCUCCAUAUUCGACCAUUGGAAGCACAACCUGCGAAUUAUCUGGCCCGAGAAUUCAUGAUAAAGACACGCAGGAGAAAGGGCCUGAGUGAGGAUGUAAGUAUCAACAAAUUUUUCGAUGAUCCUAUGUUGCUGGAGUUGGCUAAACAGGAUGUCAUGUUGAAUUACCCUAUGUAAAAAUGUACAUUUCCAUUGUUUCUGUCCAUUUUUGUAGGUUAAAAUUUUUUCAUAUGCUACUAAAUAAAGGUCUGGUUAAUUAAGUAUAAUGAAAGAUCAGAGCAAGCAGUUUGAUAUUUUUUUAUGAAAUGACUAUUACUGUAUUAUUUUAAGUUGUUCACUUGUUGGUACUUAGUAAAGAUGUGCUUGAUAAAAAAUGUUGAAAGAGACAUUAGGCAACUCGAUGUUGACUUCUAAUGGUGUAGAAAUUAGUAGGAUGAUCAUUUAAGCUGUGUUUUAAUAGUGUUAAUUCUUUCAUGUAUUUCUUUGAACACUUUAUUGUAUUACACCUAUUUGAAGCAGUUACUACUAAAAUGUUAAGAAUGACGAUAAGUAAAUCCAUCAUAGUAAAUAUAUUCCAAAUCAGUUAUUAUAAUUCUUUUCAUUAAAUUUGUAUCAUAAUAAAAGGUUUAAUAUAGAGUUUAGUUAUCUUUUAGUUGAAUAGAAAAACGCAGAGAACAUAGUAAUGGUAAUUGUUUAAAUUGUUUUUUUUUUAAUUGUUAUAUUUUUAAAUGCAAAUAUUGUUUUGUACUUCUU